This is a messenger RNA of Stegodyphus dumicola, 1309 nucleotides long. RefSeq lists its product as uncharacterized. NCBI's taxonomy places the organism in Eukaryota, Metazoa, Arthropoda, Arachnida, Araneae, Eresidae. The record is from RefSeq and is a predicted model, not a curated record.
UUCACCGCGCAAGUCACGUGACAUUUGUGCCACUUCGGCUCUGACUAGCGAACCGAAUAUAUAUAAACAGUCAAUAGGUCUGUGAUCAGUUUAUUCGUUCGUUACAGUUUCACCAGUGAUUUACAACUCCCUGGAAAAAAUGCUGAAGCUUAUAGUUUUCUGUAUCAUCAUUGGCACAUCCUUUGCCUAUGAUGUGCAUCUUGUAGUAGCGGAGAAACAAGCCAUUCCACAUUAUACCCGACAUGGUUAUGAUUAUCAGCAUAUCAAUUUGCAACCCAACAGACCACGUGCACUAUCUGAGCCAAGCAGUGGUUUCGGUGGUCAAGGCUUUCAGAGGCCAGUAUUUCAACCUCAACGUUUUGAACGCCAGCCUAUAGAACCUCAGGGUUUUAGUCAACCUGUUAGACAAACAAGAUUUUUUCAGUUAGGAGAUAGCAGCAGGCCUCAACUAAGUUCUCGAUUUGGAAGUUUUGGUAGUCGUCAGCCUUAAAUUAAGCAAACGUUAAGGCGAAGAAGUCUGUGAAGAACAUCUUCUAUGCGUACAAAAAGAAGCUAGCAUAAAUGAGAAGAAUGGGAAUCACCGUGAUUCCAGAUUUGCGAGAAUAAUUUCAUGCUCUUGGUUCCUAGAUGCUAAAAUAGGUCCUUCAGUGCAGCAAAUGAACAAAAAAAUGGUGUUUUAAAAAUAAUGACCAUCCUUCAUCAUUUGCUUAAAUUAUUUAUAACACUGUAAAUAUGCAUCAUCGAAAUAAAUGUAAAAAAUGAAAAGCCUGCAAAAAUGUAUUCUAGAAAUAUAUGACUUAACGUUAAAAUGAGAAAUUAAUGUAUUAAAACUUAAUCACUGCAUUUAAAUGAAUUUAAUAUUUCCUACCAAUAAAUAUUAAAUGAAGCAGAUAAAAUAUGUGUUGCAGUAAACCGUGGCUUUUCAUGUAGCUUCUUAUAGUUGUGGAUUGUUCCUUCUUAUUCUGUCAUAUUAGCAAAACAUGCAUGUAUACAUCUGAUAUUAUUGUAUACUCAGUAUCGCUUACAGUUUUACGAAGUAGUUUUACUUAGUUCUUAGUAUCAUUAAAUAACAAUUCGUUAUUAAAGCAGUUAAACAUUAAAUUGUAAUUAUUAAACAGGAGGUUAUAAGUGAAAUAUAUUCAUAAAUUAUCAUAUACAGCUUCAUAAGAAUUUUAUGUAUACCGUCUGCAAUGCUAGUACAGUGUAAAUAGUUUAGAAGAUUUAAUAUAAUAAAAUAUUCUGAACUAUGUUGAUUUUGCUGUAACGCACAAGUAUGAGAAGGAAAAAUAAAAUUCAUGUUUUGAUUAUA